Messenger RNA from Colletotrichum karsti, 780 nucleotides. RefSeq lists its product as uncharacterized. The record is from RefSeq and is a predicted model, not a curated record. NCBI's taxonomy places the organism in Eukaryota, Fungi, Ascomycota, Sordariomycetes, Glomerellales, Glomerellaceae. The coding region runs from base 1 to 780 and encodes 259 amino acids. The transcript has a single exon.
AUGGCGUCUGACAAGAUUUAUGGCGAAGGUGACGCCUUCCACAACGCUCUUGCCUUUGCACGCCAUCUUAUUCUCAACCAAAACAUAUCAAUAGAGGGAGAAAACUCUUCUUUCUACCUGUCACCACCUUCCUUUGACGCUCUCACCCUCCGCCUGCAGAGCGAGCCGUCGCCUAACCUCGACCUCGACCUCGACCUCGACCACGACGAACUCGGACUCGGACUUGACUUUGAUACCCGCGUCACCGGCAUCACCUCCCACCUCGGUUCUGACUCUGGUUUCUCUUCCGAUUGCGAUCGAGGCACCGACCACUCCCCCAGCAGCAUCUUUGACAAGCUGCGAAUCGAAUAUGACCCCGACGAUGGUCUCCUGACCUUCAAGAUGCCCGAAACGCGCAUCCAUACCGAAUUCGCUGCCGAAGUCUCCCACAAUAUCGCCACUAUGACCGGUCCUUUCCUCAAAGGCUUCAAAGCCCGGGGCAACACUGUGAUUGAGUUGCGACAUGACGCCCACCCGGGAAAAACAUACUUCAAGUAUCCCGACGUUUCCUGGGGACGUGCCCGCAUUGAGCCGAAUCCUGCCAUUGUUGCUGAAGUCGCCUACACCAACCCUCGCGACCUCGAAACGCUGGAAAACAGCUGCCAGCGGUAUCUGAAGGGCACAAGCGGUCCCCGCCAAGUCCGAACUGUUCUUGCCUUCAAGAUCUACUACAAUUCCAAGGCGCCCUCCGAUUUCGAAGCCAUCCUGGAUCAUCUCGAUGAGUGCUAUGCGGGCGUCUAG